GCCUACACUCAGUAACACUCAGCAUACAUAGCAGUGACAGUCCUAGUGCACAUAGAAAUACCAUGGACAGAGCAAGCAGAGAACGCUGCUGGUCAGGCAGAGACGCAUUCUUCGCCUGCCUAGAUGCAAACGGCAUCGUCGACCCGCUCAAGAAGAAGCAGGAAACAGACACACAUUGUAAGCCGGAAAAGACACGCUUCGAAGACGGAUGUGUCGCCACCUGGGUCGAGUACUUUUGCAAGAAGCGCGUCCUCGAGAUACAGAGGGAGAAUAUGAUCAAGCAGGCACAGGCAGACGGCGCAGUCCUGCUGACCAAAGACGACGUCCGGCAUCCGGGCGGCCGAGGCGACAGUACCUAAAGCAAGCACAGCAGCACUACAUAGCAUGACCAAAACCUGCAUGAAUAUACGACCGUUCAUUACUGUUCUACUAUGC
This is a messenger RNA of Protomyces lactucae-debilis, 435 nucleotides long. Its product is annotated as ymr244c-a-like protein. Lineage: Eukaryota; Fungi; Ascomycota; Taphrinomycetes; Taphrinales; Protomycetaceae. The record is from RefSeq and is a predicted model, not a curated record. Gene Ontology annotation, biological process: mitochondrial respiratory chain complex IV assembly. Bases 63 to 359 code for a protein of 98 amino acids. Gene Ontology annotation, cellular component: respiratory chain complex IV; mitochondrial intermembrane space; mitochondrion. The transcript is spliced from 2 exons.